AUGGAGUCAGUGAGCGGCGUGAUCAUGCUGGUCCACAAGUUGUUGGCCCUCCCUCGCCGCCGUGCGUGUCUUCUGGCUCCGCUGUUCGCCACGUUUGUCAACACGCGGUUGGUACACCUGCUGCAGCUGGACUUCCUGAAGUUGGGGAUGUUGGAUCUGGAGAUCUUGCUCUGCGUCGCCGUGAGCAGUGUGGCCAUCAUCCGACGCUGCCUGGUGUGGCUGCUGAUUCUCGUGAUGCUGUUCCAGCUUCGUCUUCCCCGAUGCCUGGUGCGGCGGUUGCUCCUUCCUGGGCUGUGCAUGUUCCUCUGUGUACCUCGCUGCCUGGGGUGGCUGCUGACCCUACAUGUGGCGCACCUGUUCCUCAUCGUGAUUUGGCUGAUUGUUGUGGUCAACAUGCUGCUGCUUGGUCUGCUGCUGCUGGUCUUCCUGAAGGCGGGGGCACUGGAUCUGGAGUUGUUGCUCAAGCUACGUCGUCCUCACUACCUGGUGCGGCUAUUGAUCCUCCCUGGGUUGUGCAUGUUCCUCUUCGUUAUGUGUCUGAUAGACGUCCUCAUCUUCCUACAGGUAUUCCUGAUGGUCGUGAUGAUCGUUCCGCUGCCGCUGCUGGUGGCGCGCGGCGCAGGUCGCUGCUCAGUUUCGGCGUUGGCAAGGGCCGCUCUGACUGUGAGAACGAGCUGCUCCCACCUGGAGGCCGUGAUGAGCUUCGACAUGAUGACCUGGCUGCUCAAGAACAGCGACCAUUGCGCUCCAAACAAGACAUGUUCGACCUCAUGCGGCCGCUCGCUGAGAGUAUGCGCAAUAUGUGCGAGGAUAUCCACCUUCUUCAAGAUCAACUUCGUGAACUUCGUCACGCUGGCAAGUGGGGUGCUCCUCUUCCUGCUGCUGGUCACUAUGAUCGUGCUGAUCUACCUCCUGGCGGUGCGUGUGGCUCUGGCGGGUAUCGGGCCGCCCGCGACCGAUCGCGAGUUGUUGUGCACGUGGACGCUGCUGCGAGUGGCGCGGCUACGCCUAGUCCUGGUGCUCCUGUGUCUCGACACCCUGAACUUCGAGAAGCUGACCGUGACCUUCGGCAUGCUGUAG
Prorocentrum cordatum is the source of this 1080-nucleotide messenger RNA. The record is from the annotation of a GenBank genome assembly. Lineage: Eukaryota; Dinophyceae; Prorocentrales; Prorocentraceae.